AUGACGUCAUCGCUUGGGCAUUCAACAUACAUACAAACUCAAUUUCUUGCUUCAUCUCUUUUUUUAUUCAGUGAUGGCGGGCGGAGAUUCCUUAAAGAUGUGCUUCAAGAUAUGGCGUAUAUGUUUUUCCUUACUACUAAAAGUCGUGAUGCAAUGAGGCAAUACUAUAGAAUUAGUCAUCCGGCGUGCUUCAUUCAUCAAACUUUGUGUGGAGUAACAGCAAAAAUGUUUUACUUGUUUGAUGAAAAUGCAAACAAUCAUCAAGACGUUACGAAACAACUGCCACUCCUUUCCAAUGAUCAUCCUGAUGAAGUGGAUGUUGACAAAGCAACAAUUGACACAAGGCAAUGCAGCAUACAGGAAGACAAACAAAGAACAGUAUUUGGGAUGGUAAAAGUUCUUGACAUACAUAUAGAAAAUAUCAAAAACCGAACACGAUCAUUCCGACUGAAAUAUCAGCCGAAAGAGGGCACCCAAAUUAUCAAUUAUCUCAGAAACCUCCAAACACUUCAGAAAUUGUUCCCAACAGCUGAGCUGGAGGCACAGAACCCUGACCAAAUAUGUGCCAGAACUCGAUGCGCCUGCCUCGUUAGAAUAUAUAAAAAGUUGAUGAAAUUAAAUCAACAUUUAAGACAUUUAUGGAACACAGGAUUAAAAGUACUUAUAGAGUGAAGGUUGGUUCACACUUAUCGAUCUGCAUAAUUUAAAAUUUUGUUAAUCUUAUGUGUUUUUAUUUCAACAUAUAAACUGUUUGUUUCCCCAUUCACAUUCACAUCAUCCGACUGAGAAAUGAACUC
This is a messenger RNA of Trichobilharzia regenti, 797 nucleotides long. NCBI's taxonomy places the organism in Eukaryota, Metazoa, Platyhelminthes, Trematoda, Strigeidida, Schistosomatidae. The record is from the annotation of a GenBank genome assembly.